Messenger RNA from Rhinichthys klamathensis goyatoka, 925 nucleotides. It is a transcript of the gene jpt1b, whose product is annotated as Jupiter microtubule associated homolog 1b. Lineage: Eukaryota; Metazoa; Chordata; Actinopteri; Cypriniformes; Leuciscidae. The transcript has 5 exons. Gene Ontology annotation, cellular component: nucleus. Bases 128 to 571 code for a protein of 147 amino acids. The record is from RefSeq and is a predicted model, not a curated record.
GGGCCGCUCCGUUGCACUCGGAUUUCAGCUGGUCCGGGCGGAGUCCAUGCGGGAUAAACGACUUACACGAAUUCAGUCCAGCUGAAGGGUUUCUACCGCGGUUUAGCGAGCACAAUACCCGCUCAACAUGACUACGACGACCACUUUCACAGGCAUGGAGCCCGGUGCCAAAAACAGCUCCAGGGUGUUGCGUCCCCCUGGCGGAGCCUCUAAUAUCUCCUUCGGCACCGAUGAAGAGAAGCCGGCGCGCAAAAACAAGAUGGCCUCCAGUAUCUUUGCUGAACCCGACGACCCUCACGCCCACCGGAGGAACAACCCGCCAGGUGGAGAAGCGACGGGCGUCCUGUGCGGUGAACCCUCGGCUCCUCUGAGACGGUGCCAGCCCGCCAUCGUUUAUGAUAACGGCACUCCCGGCAACAGUCUGGAUCAAAAUGAAUAUGAGCAAGACAACAACGACGAGAUGGUGCCGGAGCAGAAAGAGGAGUCCAGCCAGCCUUCUGCCCCGUCUGCUGCCAACCCGUCCGGCCGGAGGAACCCCCCCGGGGGCAAAUCCAGCCUGAUCCUGGGCUGAACCGGCCUGAAACUGAACUAUCGUCGCUCUUUCUGUCGGUUUUCUUUUUAAAACAAAAAAAAGGAAUUCCCCUUCCUCUUCACUCUACUUGUGAGCCAUGGAAAUUUUUUUGUCCUCCACCGUCUUUUCAUUUUUUCUAUUGCAAAAACAAAAAAAGAAAUGGAUCGUUGACAGAAGCACUUUAUGUAAGAGGUCCGUUUCAGCCGCUCCUGCAGGAAUAAUGGCAUGAGAGAUUCAGAUCGACUUUUAAUCUGCCCUGGGGUAAAUCAUUUAAGGAAAAAGGACAACAAAAACACAAAAAAAGAUUUGUUGCGCAAAAUUUCUAAGUACAAAUAAAGAUUGAUAUGAAUUUCA